Cydia amplana is the source of this 1035-nucleotide messenger RNA. RefSeq lists its product as uncharacterized. Bases 13 to 1035 code for a protein of 340 amino acids. Gene Ontology annotation, molecular function: DNA binding. NCBI's taxonomy places the organism in Eukaryota, Metazoa, Arthropoda, Insecta, Lepidoptera, Tortricidae. Gene Ontology annotation, biological process: DNA integration; DNA recombination. The record is from RefSeq and is a predicted model, not a curated record. The transcript is spliced from 4 exons.
AAGAAAUUAAAAAUGACUGACAGCGAUGAAAAUUGUUUACUAACUGAAAAUAAACACAUCGUUAUUGAUGAGUAUAAUGACAAUGUGCCGAGUCCACCAGAAAUAGAAAAUAUUGCAGAUGGUACUAAAAAGGUAUACAAAAAAAGAUACACCAAGUUUAUGGAGUGGCGGAAGAAGGAAAAUAUAUCAUCGUUUUCAGAAAAAGUCUUGCUGGCCUAUUUUCAGUAUAUGAGCACGAAAUAUGCACCUUCGUCGCUAUGGGCUGAGUAUUCUAUGAUCAAAUCGACAUUGAAGCUGUAUGAGAAGACAGAUAUAUCCAGAUAUGGCAAGCUACUACGGUUUCUAAAGCAAAAGUCAGAAGGGUAUAAAGUUAAGAAGUCGAAAACAUUUACGCCUUCGGAAAUUGAGAUGUUUAUCAGGAAAGCACCUGAUGAAGUCUUUCUUAUGGUGAAGGUAGCAGUCAUUUUCGGCGUGCUGGGUGCUUGCAGAAGACAGGAACUGCAAAGACUGCUGUUCAAAGAUGUCAAAGAUUUCAACGAAAUGCUACUUGUCAAUAUAAUGAAAAAUAAAAAACUAGACCGAACUUUUACCAUCACCGGUAAAUACUAUCACAUAGUGAAAAAAUUCAUCGGCACCAGGCCGAAGAAUUGUAAAAAUGAGCGUUUUUUUCUAACGUAUUAUAAAGGGAAGUGCUCGUUCCAAAAUGUGGGGAUCAACCAUUUUGGCAAUAUGGGUAAAAUGGUGGCAACAUACUUGAAGUUGUCCAACCCGGAGCUGUAUACUGGCCACUGCUUCCGGAGAACCUCGGCUACCUUACUUAUUGAUGCAGGAGGCGACAUCGUUGCCUUAAAGAAGCCUGUCAUGAGAGUAGAAUGGACGAGCGUCGUUACAGACUACAUUGACAAUUCCAUUCAAAACAAGACGUCAAGUGACGCGCGCGGCUACAGCCCAAUAUCAACCUUCGUGCAUUCUGAUAAGGUUCACGAUAUGAGGAUACGCCACGCCAACGUUAACUUUUAUUUCCUUUCCGUGUAG